Molecule: messenger RNA, 4171 nt
Organism: Perca flavescens (yellow perch)
Lineage: Eukaryota; Metazoa; Chordata; Actinopteri; Perciformes; Percidae
Product: dentin sialophosphoprotein-like
Exons: 5
Coding region: 107-4030 (1307 amino acids)
Source: RefSeq, a predicted model, not a curated record
CAUAUUUUCUGCACUUAAGAAGAGAAAACCUGAAGAGAGAAAGCUCAGAGAAAAGAAAGAAAAACAAGUCAAUUCAGUUAAUCUGAAGAAUUCUGUUUCAAGUGACAUGGACAAAGAAGCAAAGGACAUGGACGACAUCUCCAGCACUCCUCUGUUCUCCAUGAACUCAGUGACCACUGAGGAUCUUGCGGAUGGUGAUAAGCUGAUGCAUCGUGAUGAUGUUUCAGAGGACCAAGAGGUCACCAAGCUGAGGAACCAUUCAGUCAUCAGUGAUGAGAGCGGGUUGACAUACCUCUCUUCUUGGUGUUCCUACCGGGAUUCAGACAUCUCAGAUAUGAUCACACCCUUUGAUCAGAAUAUCGACGAGGAGAUUAAACAAGUAUGCCAAAACGUCUUUAAUCUAGAGAACCUCGAGACAGAAGCCGAUGAUUUUGGAGAAAACGAGGAUGUCCAGACCACUGAUACAGGAUCAACCUCCAGUCUUGCUAUCAGGUCAAAUGAGAGCAUGGUACCUGCCUUAUGUCCCUCUUCUUCCUCCUCCAACACAGCCAUCACUAAGGCAGACAAGAUGCUGAUGCAGUCCACUGAGGCUGUCAAGAUUCAGACAGACAAUUAUUUAGAACAUGACAGUAAAGAGGUGAUGAUGGAAGGAGGAUGUAAAGGCAAGAGGAAGAAGUCGCAGUUGAAGAAGUUUUUCAGUGGAAGGUGGAAAAAUAGGGUUCAGCCAGCUCCAUUAGAACAUUUGAAUGAUGCUGGGAGCCAACAGGGCUCUCUUUGUUCUGAAGAGAUGCCCUCCGCCUCCUGCAGUGCUGCUCUGAGAGCAGAUCUUAGGUCCGCUCAGCUACAGAGAGUGAACUACACGGAGGACGAGGAUCAGACACCAGAAGACACCAGAAAUGUUCUCUCAUCUCUGUCCUCUGCCACCUCGAUUCCACCUGAUUAUCGGGUUGUUGAGAUCACUUGGGCCAAACGCCCAGAGGACCCACCUCUGACUGAAUCUACGACUGAUGAGUUCCAAGAAGAGGUGAGCUCUUCUUUGAGUCAACAGUCCACUGACUCUAGUGAGGAGGACGAAGAACCCUUCAGCCAGAGCUCUGUGGAGCAGUCUCAGUCUGACUCUGAGUGUCUCAGCAAUAACCAAAGUAAUGCUGAGGAGACCAAGGCAAAGAAGAGCAACAACUUCUCACGCUUCAUCUGUAAAAUCUUGUCAAAGAAUUCUGUUUCAAGUGACAUGGACAAAGAAGCAGAGGACAUGGACGACAUCUCCAGCACUCCUCUGUUCUCCAUGAACUCAGUGACCACUGAGGAUCUUGCAGAUGUUGAUGAGCUGAUGCAUCGUGAUGAUGUUUCAGAGGACCAAGAGGUCACCAAGCUGAGGAACCAUUCAGUCAUCAGUGAUGAGAGCGGGUUGACAUACCUCUCUUCUUGGUGUUCCUACCGGGAUUCAGACAUCUCAGAUAUGAUCACACCCUUUGAUCAGAAUAUCGACGAGGAGAUUAAACAAGUAUGCCAAAACGUCUUUAAUCUAGAGAACCUCGAGACAGAAGCCGAUGAUUUUGGAGAAAACGAGGAUGUCCAGACCACUGAUACAGGAUCAACCUCCAGUCUUGCUAUCAGGUCAAAUGAGAGCAUGGUACCUGCCUUAUGUCCCUCUUCUUCCUCUUCCAACACAGCCAUCACUAAGGCAGACAAGAUGCUGAUGCAGUCCACUGAGGCUGUCAAGAUUCAGACAGACAAUUAUUUAGAACAUGACAGUAAAAAGGUGAUGAUGGAAGGAGGAUGUAAAGGCAAGAGGAAGAAGUCGCAGUUGAAGAAGUUUUUCUGUGGAAGGCGGAAAAAUAGGGUUCAGCCAGCUCCAUUAGAACAUUUGAAUGAUGCUGGGAGCCAACAGGGCUCUCUUUGUUCUGAAGAGAUGCCCUCCGCCUCCUGCAGUGCUGCUCUGAGAGCAGAUCUUAGGUCCGCUCAGCUACAGAGAGUGGACUACACGGAGGACGAGGAUCAGACACCAGAAGACACCAGAAAUGUUCUCUCAUCUCUGUCCUCUGCCACCUCGAUUCCACCUGAUUAUCGGGUUGUUGAGAUCCCUUGGGCCAAACGCCCAGAGGACCCACCUCUGACUGAAUCUACAACUGAUGAGUUCCAAGAAGAGGUGAGCUCUUCUUUGAGUCAACAGUCCACUGACUCUAGUGAGGAGGACGAAGAACCCUUCAGCCAGAGCUCUGUGGAACAGUCUCAGUCUGACUCUGAGUGUCUCAGCAAUAACCAAAGUGAUGCUGAGGAGACCAAGGCAAAGAAGAGCAACAACUUCUCACGCUUCAUCUGUAAAAUCUUGUCAAAGAAUUCUGUUUCAAGUGACAUGGACAAAGAAGCAGAGGACAUGGACGACAUCUCCAGCACUCCUCUGUUCUCCAUGAACUCAGUGACCACUGAGGAUCUUGCAGAUGGUGAUAAGCUGAUGCAUCGUGAUGAUGUUUCAGAGGACCAAGAGGUCACCAGGCUGAGGAACCAUUCAGUCAUCAGUGAUGAGAGCGGGUUGACAUACCUCUCUUCUUGGUGUUCCUACCGGGAUUCACACAUCUCAGAUAUGAUCACACCCUUUGAUCAGAAUAUUGACGAGGAGAUUAAACCAGUAUGCCAAAACUUCUUUAAUCUAGAGAACCUCGAGACAGGGGCAGAAGAUUGUGGAGCAAAAGUGGAAAUCCGGACCACCGAUACAGGAUCAACCUCCAGUCUUGUUAUCAGGUCAAAUGAGAGCAUGGUACCUGCCUUAUGUCCCUCUUCUUCCUCCUCCAACACAACCAUCACUAAGGCAGACAAGAUGCUAAUCUCCCAGGUGAUUGAUGAGACUGUCAAGACACCGCAGUCCACUGAGACUGUAAAGACACUGCAGUCCACUGAGACUGUGCAUACGCCGCAGUCCACUGAGACCAUAAAGAAGCCGCAGUCCACUGAGACUGUAAAGACACUGCAGUCCACUGAGACCGUAAAGACGCCGCAGUCCACUGAGACUGUACAGAUGCCGCAGUCCACUGAGACUGUAAAGACACCGCAGUCCACUGAGACUGUACAGACGCCGCAGUCCACUGAGACUGUUCAGACGCCGCAGUCCACUGAGACCGUAAAGACGCCGCAGUCCACUGAGACUGUACAGACGCCGCAGUCCACUGAGACUGUACAGACGCCGCAGUCCACUGAGACUGUACAGACGCCGCAGUCCACUGAGACUGUACAGACGCCGCAGUCCACUGAGGCCAUAAAGAAGCUGCAGUCAACUGAGGCCGUAAAGACGCAGCAGGCCUUACAAGCCUCUCUGGAUAGGGGAUCCUCCAGGAUCACUGCUGCUGCCAGAUGCCUGGCGUCAAAGGACAGAGCAGCCAAGAAGACUUUGAAGCGAGCUAUCAAAACAAUUAAAUCCUUUCUCCCAGGAGGAAGCACUGCAGUGAAGAGGAAGUGGUGUUUCAGUGGAAGGCGGAGGAAUAGGAUUUGUUCUCAAGAGACGUCGUCCACCACCUCCUGCAUUGCAGCUCUGGGAGCAGACCUUAGGUCCACUAAGCUAGUGUUGGUGGACUAUGUGGAGGACGAGGAUCAGACACCAGAUGACACCAGAAAUGUUCUUUCAUCUCUGUCUUCUGCCAGCUCAAUUAAACCAAAUUAUCAGGUUAAGGUUGCUUGGUCCAAAUGGCCUGAGAACCCACCUCUGACUGAAUCUACGACUGAUGAGUCCAAGGAAGAGGUGAGCUCUUCUUUGAUUCAACAGUUCACUGACUCUGAUGAGGAGAAUGAAGAAACCUUCAGCCAGAGCUCUGUGGAGCAGUUUCAGACUGACUCUGAGUGUCUCAGCAAUAACCAAAGUGAUGCUGAGGAGACCAAGGCAAAGAAGAGCAACAACUUCUCCCGCUUCUUUUGCAAAAUCUUCUCAAAGAAUAAACAGGAGGAAAAGGAGAAGGUUUCAGCGGAGAAUCAGACCAAGCAGUCUUCCUUUUGGAUGUGGCUGUUGUUCUGCAGUGACUGCGGCUGUUGCCUUGACUAGUAAAGAACAGGAUCAGGGCCAGACUCUGCUGGUCUGACAAUAAGUGCUUCCCAUCUCUCUUUCUCCUAAUGCACUCUUUUCUCCCCCAUUUCUGUGGUAUCGCUUUCUGCCCAGUACUGUUUACUAUCUCUAUGUCACUGA